AUGUAUUGUAAACAUGGUGGCUGUAAGAAGUUCAAACUAUACAUUUUGCCUACUGGUGAAGAAGCAGUUGUUAAAGUUUACAGUACAAGUAAAAACUUCAAUCAUAAACCAGAUGCUCGAUACACUACUCAAAUUAGGGGAGCUGAGCAAAAAAUUAUUAGAUAUUUAGAUAGAGAAACUGUAACAAAAUGGUUGAGAUGUUUCAAAGAUCUAGUAAUUGCAAAAGAUCCAAGUAUCUGGCCGCCUUUCAAAAAUGUUGUAACUGAUUUCAGUUGGGCUUUUAUGCAUGGUAUUUCUAAAGCAUGGAAUAGUAAGGAAACAAUAUUUGAAUAUCUGGAUAUGUGUCAUAGAAUAUUAACUGGAAGAGAAACAUUAUCUUCUAGCACAGUAGUUAUUACUUCUUGUACAAACCAUUAUGUUAAAAAUAUUCUGAACCAUAUAAAACGGUAUUAUCCAGAUGAUGAAAAACAGCGUUUUACAUAG
Macrosiphum euphorbiae (potato aphid) is the source of this 483-nucleotide messenger RNA. Lineage: Eukaryota; Metazoa; Arthropoda; Insecta; Hemiptera; Aphididae. The record is from the annotation of a GenBank genome assembly.